Molecule: messenger RNA, 462 nt
Organism: Pocillopora damicornis (cauliflower coral)
Lineage: Eukaryota; Metazoa; Cnidaria; Anthozoa; Scleractinia; Pocilloporidae
Source: RefSeq, a predicted model, not a curated record
AAACACAGCAUCCAAUUUUUCCAAGGGGUACCAGACAAAGACAAUAUCACAGAAUGGUUUGGAGAUACCCGACGUAGAAUUUUAGUCUUGGAUGAUUUGAUGGCAGAUGGAGGAGACAAUAAAGAAAUUCUAAAUUUGUUUACCCAAUAUUCUCACUACAUGAAUGUCACCGUAUGUUAUCUAUGUCAAGCCAUGUUCCCGCAAGGAAAAUACGCCAAGACGAUUUCUACAAAUGCACAAUACAUCGUCGCAUUUAAAAAUGCGAGGGAUAAAAUAGGAUUACGGAAUUUACUGCUACAGAUUAACCCUACGGAUUGGUGUCAGGUGAUAGAUGUGUUUAAUGCGUGUACGGACAGAUCCUAUGGAUAUUUGUGUUUUGACGUACACCCAGCCAGUAGAGAUUUUAUGAGACUUGUAAGCCACCUCUUAAAACACGAAGGGUGCAUGCAGUGUUAUCGAUAA